Sinocyclocheilus rhinocerous is the source of this 1315-nucleotide messenger RNA. RefSeq names its product STEAP family member 2, metalloreductase (gene steap2). NCBI's taxonomy places the organism in Eukaryota, Metazoa, Chordata, Actinopteri, Cypriniformes, Cyprinidae. The coding region runs from base 182 to 1312 and encodes 376 amino acids. The transcript has 3 exons. Gene Ontology annotation, molecular function: cupric reductase (NADH) activity; ferric-chelate reductase (NADPH) activity. Gene Ontology annotation, cellular component: plasma membrane; endosome. The record is from RefSeq and is a predicted model, not a curated record. Gene Ontology annotation, biological process: copper ion import.
GUGCGACUACAGACCCUUCUUGACUAUAGCGUGGGUCAGAGCAAAUCAAACGGACAGAGCAGAGGGCGGGGACACAGGCACCUGUGAGGGACACACACAUCUCAUCUGUUUGCUCGAUGGUGCCUCGGCAGAUUCCAUUACAGUGUCUUAAGAUCCAGUACGAGGUGCUUCGGGCCUGAAAAUGGACUCUAUUUCCCUGCUGGGCAGCAGCCCGGCCAGCACCAAAGUCUGCUUCCUACCAAACGGGCUGAAGAACGGGUCCAAAGAGGGAUCGGGCAAGCCCACGGUCGGCAUCAUCGGUUCUGGAGACUUCUCCAAAAGCCUGACCCUGCGGCUGCUCCGCAGCGGCUUUCGCGUGGUGGUGGGGAGCCGUCAGCCCAAGAGAGCGGCCGAGUCGUUCCCACACGUGGUAGACGUGACCCAUCACGAGGACGCAGUGUGGAAGGCCAACAUCGUGUUCCUGGCCAUUCGCCGAGAGCACUAUUCCUCCCUCUGGGACAUCAAACACCUGCUGGCUGGAAAAAUACUGGUGGAUGUCAGCAACAACAGACGGGUCAACCAGUAUCCAGAAUCAAACGCAGAAUACCUAGCGUCCCUAUUCCCAGAAUCCAUUGUGGUCAAAGGCUUCAAUGUGAUCUCGUCCUGGGCCAUGCAGUCAGGCCCCAGAGACUCCAGUCGACAGGUCUAUAUUUGCAGUAAUUCAGUGGAUGCUCGACAGCAGCUCAUUGAAAUGGCCCGUCAGCUCACUUUCAUCCCUGUGGACAUGGGUGCGCUCUCCUCUGCCAAAGAGAUUGAGAAUAUGCCUCUGCAUCUCUUCACCGCCUGGAAAGGACCCGUUCUGACCGCGGUCGCCUUGUCCAUCUUCUUUUUCGCUUACUCCUUUGUGCGGGACAUUAUCCAUCCUUAUAUGAAGACCAGACAGAGUUUUUUCUACAAGAUUCCUCUGGAAAUAGUGAACAGGACACUGCCUAUAGUGGCUAUCGUUCUGCUAGCACUGGUGUAUUUAGCAGGACAGCUUGCUGCUGUGUACCAGCUCAUCUACGGGACAAAGUACCGCCGCUUCCCGCCCUGGCUGGAGGGCUGGCUGGAGAGCCGCAAACAGCUGGGCUUGCUGAGCUUCUUCUUUGGCUGCAUUCACGUGCUGUACAGCCUCUGCCUGCCCAUGAGACGCUCAGAGAGAUACCUGAUGCUCAACAUGGCCUAUCAGCAGGUCUGUGUGUGUUCUACACCAGUGAGAUCCAGUAUUUCCACUGUGUUGGAAGUGUUUUUGUUUUGUUUUGCUCAUACAUUUAUUCUGGACUUUAUAUUUUGAGGG